AUGAAUAAUGAGGACGAAGAGUCUGAUCAUACCUCCGAGGGCGAUGGCGAUGCCUGUGGCUCUGACGACUCGGAAAUAGAAAUUCCAGGUUCAGAGAUGGCCCUCCUUGACGACGCAGUUAUCAUCGACCUGACUGGGAACAACCCUAACCCACAGCCUAUAGGGCUAGAUGCUCCGCAUCAGCCAUACGCAAUUGAAGCCGAACAAGCUUCAAUGCCAAAAAUCAGCAACAAGCGGUGGGCAGUCUUGUCCGGGUGCCCAUCAUCUUCAUCCGACGGCGACGAGGCUGAAGAUCCAAACGAAGUAUCUGAUGGCACGGAGGCGACGGAAGGAACAGACGGGCUAACAAGGCGAGGAGACAGGCCGAGCACAGAGAAGAGGUGA
Penicillium antarcticum is the source of this 384-nucleotide messenger RNA. RefSeq lists its product as uncharacterized. The record is from RefSeq and is a predicted model, not a curated record. The coding region runs from base 1 to 384 and encodes 127 amino acids. NCBI's taxonomy places the organism in Eukaryota, Fungi, Ascomycota, Eurotiomycetes, Eurotiales, Aspergillaceae. The transcript has 2 exons.